UUACAAACCCUAGAACUCAUAAAACAAAUAGAGGGCCUUUGAUCAUCACUUUCUUCACAGGUAAUUCGAUUAUUUGAUCGCCUUCAAAGAUGUCCAGUUCUCCACAUUAUGUGCCUCCGCCUGGAGAUGUUUCAGUGCGUGAUGGCGACAAAAUUACCAUCAAGCCCAGAGGAUUUAACAUUGUAUGGGGCAACGACAGCCGCUACUGGAAGCUACCUGGAGAAGGGAAAAAUGAUGAACCGGCAGAGCUAGUGCAGGUGUCUUGGCUUGAAGUAACUGGUUCGGUGACUGUAACGAAAGGAAAGAAGUAUAAAAUCUGGUUUAAGGUUUCGUUGAAAGAUGGGGCGUUCGGGUGGAACGGGUGUCCAGUUUUUAUGAUGGCGAAGAUUGGGAAGAAGGGAAGAUAUAGCUGGAAAAGAAUAAAGCCUCUGGAUCAAUUCUAUGGAAAUAAUAACAAGGAAAUUCCAGAGGAAGGUUUUGAAAUGGAUGUCCCAGAGAAUGGUGACGAUCAACUCUUUUUUGGUCUUUAUGAAGUUUGGAGUGGAAAAUGGAAGGGAGGGUUGCUUAUUCAUGAAGCAAUCAUCAAACCAGCCUAAUAUUUAAGCCAAAAAAAUAAAAAAUAAAAAAUAAGUUGAUCAUAUUUAUACAUCUGAAUUUUCAUAAUUAUUGCUUGUUUAAUUACUUUUGUUAAUCUUAAUAUGUAAUUUGUGUCGGCUGCAAUGAAGCUGAAUCAUGCUUGAAAGACCAAAAGAUAAAAAGGAAAUAAGUGGCCUUUUUAUUGUUAUUUGAUUCUAUCUUCAUUUA
This is a messenger RNA of Pistacia vera, 804 nucleotides long. Its product is annotated as protein PHLOEM PROTEIN 2-LIKE A9-like. Bases 90 to 596 code for a protein of 168 amino acids. The record is from RefSeq and is a predicted model, not a curated record. The transcript has 3 exons. Lineage: Eukaryota; Viridiplantae; Streptophyta; Magnoliopsida; Sapindales; Anacardiaceae.